This is a messenger RNA of Helianthus annuus (common sunflower), 444 nucleotides long. RefSeq lists its product as uncharacterized. NCBI's taxonomy places the organism in Eukaryota, Viridiplantae, Streptophyta, Magnoliopsida, Asterales, Asteraceae. The record is from RefSeq and is a predicted model, not a curated record. The coding region runs from base 1 to 444 and encodes 147 amino acids. The transcript has a single exon.
AUGGCUUCCCCUCUCCACCCCGCAGUCACCGUAUCUAACAUCCGACUACUCAUCCCAAUCACCUUAGACAUUGAACCCGGACACUACACUUCGUGGUCUGAACUAUUCAAGAUUCAAUGUAAGGCGUUUCAGGUCUACGACCAUCUCCAACCUCGGACCACCUCUGCUACUUUUUCUGAUAAAGACAAGGAAAAAGAAAAACCUACCGAAUCAUGGGAGCGUCUUGAUUCAAUAGUUUUGCAGUGGAUAUACAGGACUAUAUCCCCAGAUCUUCUCCACACAAUUUUAAAGCCAAACACGACAGCGUAUGAUGCAUGGACGGCUCUUUCAAACCUUUUUCAAGAUAACAAGGCAACUCGAACGAUUGAUCUCAAUAAUCGUUUUGCAAACACCCGCCUUGAUCAGUUCACAUCGAUGUCUUCUUACUGUCAAGCAAUGAAAUAA